Molecule: messenger RNA, 1257 nt
Organism: Petromyzon marinus (sea lamprey)
Lineage: Eukaryota; Metazoa; Chordata; Hyperoartia; Petromyzontiformes; Petromyzontidae
Product: free fatty acid receptor 4-like
Biological process (GO): G protein-coupled receptor signaling pathway
Cellular component (GO): membrane
Molecular function (GO): G protein-coupled receptor activity
Source: RefSeq, a predicted model, not a curated record
ACUAACAGCACUUGCCCCUACAGUCUGUUACAGGCUAUACGGGGAAUCUUUGUCUUUGAGACCAUGAUAGGCCUUUCUCCCCCAUUAUGGUGACCUCUAAGGGUGUAGUAACAGCACGUCGCGACGUCCCCGUGUCUCAUCAGACGGUCAACAUCUGCACGUUCGUGUCGCCCGCGUCCGUCUCCUACGCGUGGUUCGCGCCGCUCUCCAUCCUCGCCUUCCUCGUGCCGCUGCUGCUCAUGGUCGUCAACUACUGCAGGAUCUUCAAGACCGUUAGGCAGAGCAGAGACCGCACCUGGAGGAACGGCCUGAACCUGGGUCUCCAGCCGAAGCAGCAGCACAGAGCGAGCCGGUCCCUUCGGAAGCUCCUCCGCUCCCUCAUGCUCCUGGUGACGUCGUUCUUCAUCUUCUGGCUGCCCCUGUUCAUCACCGUGUGGCUGAUGUACCUGGACAGGGCCGCGAGUAGCCGCAUGGAGAAGCUCAGCACGCCGGUCUUCACCUGGGUCGCCAUCCUCGCGUUUACCAACACGUGCCUCAACCCGCUGCUCUACGGCUUCUCCAACCGCCGCAUCCGGGCCCUGCUGGCCAGGAGCUGCCCGACCUGGGGCGUCCCCGCCAACCGCGUCGACCCGGGCGGCGAGCAAAGGGACGGUGGCGACGGGAGGCAGCAGUGGCGGAAGCGGAACGGAUCCGGGCGGGUGCAGGCGACGGUCAGCUACAUCGAGGACUCGAACGAAGACUACUCGCAGAUCGAGGAAACGUGAGGCGAGGAGGGAAGUUUGAGAUGAGGCGGUCGCGGCUGUGAUCGUCGUCCCCAUCGUGCCGUCGGGGUGGCGUCAACUGAGCUCAUUGCUCUGUCCGCACGACGGUCAUCAUGAUCAUCAUCAUAGGUGUUUGCCAACCUUUGGCUGCCAUUCUGUCACCCAUCCUUUCUCGUAAUGCAUCCUGCCAAGGCUCAAUAUUCUUAACAGUCAGUAUGCUGUUUCCGAUGUGUGUUUGUUAUCUCAUCCACUUGUUCCUAUUUACGUCUCUCGGUGCAAUUCACAGGACGCAUCUCUCGCCGUGGUUCCGUUUCGUCUGUCGGUGUCGAUGUCUUCUAAUCCACGGCCAAGUCGGCAACAUCCGCUGAAUUAAAUCUUUGCUUUGUCGCGGUGCGCUGCUUUCAAUCAUCAAAUUUACAUUUGAAUCAUUUGGCGGGACCCCGGGGUCCCGCAAAAAUCAGGUCAAUAAUAAUCAUUUUUCAGUCCGCCCACUCGU